This is a messenger RNA of Calliphora vicina (urban bluebottle blowfly), 1221 nucleotides long. RefSeq names its product Probable tRNA N6-adenosine threonylcarbamoyltransferase Tcs3 (gene Tcs3). Gene Ontology annotation, biological process: tRNA threonylcarbamoyladenosine modification. The coding region runs from base 113 to 1156 and encodes 347 amino acids. The record is from RefSeq and is a predicted model, not a curated record. NCBI's taxonomy places the organism in Eukaryota, Metazoa, Arthropoda, Insecta, Diptera, Calliphoridae. The transcript has 4 exons. Gene Ontology annotation, cellular component: EKC/KEOPS complex; cytoplasm.
CAAACAAAUGUGAUGUGUUUUGAAAUUUAACAAAUUGUUGCAAAAGUUCUUAAAAUAAUUAAAAUUUAAUAUCUUAUUUAUUAAUUAGAUUAAAAAUAUAAAAAAAAACAAAAUGGUUUGUGCUCUAGGCAUAGAAGGCAGUGCCAAUAAAAUUGGUAUAGGCAUAACCAAAGAUGGUGAAGUUUUGGCGAAUGUUAGAAAAACCUACAUUACACCGCCCGGCGAAGGUUUUCUUCCUAAAGAAACUGCAAAACAUCACCGUGAACAAAUCUUGGGCUUAAUUAAAGACGCUUUAAAAGUAGCUAAAAUAUCAGCACAAGAUUUAGAUGUGAUUUGUUAUACUAAGGGACCUGGUAUGGCGCCACCUUUAUUAGUUGGCGCCAUAGUGGCUCGUACAUUAUCGCUACUGUGGCAAAAGCCUUUGUUGGGUGUUAACCAUUGCAUUGGCCACAUUGAAAUGGGUCGUUUUAUAACUGGCGCCAAAAAUCCCAUUGUUUUGUAUGUUAGUGGCGGCAAUACACAAGUUAUUGCUUACUCUAACAAAAGGUAUCGUAUUUUUGGUGAGACCAUCGAUAUUGCAGUUGGUAAUUGUUUGGAUCGUUUUGCCAGAAUAAUUAAAUUGUCGAAUGACCCCAGUCCAGGUUAUAAUAUUGAACAACUGGCCAAGGAGGGUAAACAGUUUGUGAAACUGCCAUAUGUAGUAAAAGGUAUGGAUGUCAGUUUUUCAGGCAUAUUAUCACACAUUGAAGAAAUUGCCGAUCCCUCAAAGAGACGCAAUAAACGCAAGAAAAUUGAUGAACCGGAAGAACCAGAAUAUACAAAAGCCGAUCUAUGUUAUUCCCUGCAAGAGAACAUAUUUGCCAUGUUAGUCGAGAUAACAGAAAGAGCCAUGGCUCACUGUGAAUCUAAUGAGGUACUUAUUGUGGGCGGCGUAGGUUGUAAUGAACGCCUACAGGAUAUGAUGCGUAUUAUGUGUCAAGAAAGAAAUGGCAAACUAUUUGCCACCGAUGAAAGUUAUUGCAUAGAUAAUGGUUUAAUGAUAGCUCAUGCUGGUGCUGAAAUGUUUAAAGCGGGCAGUCGUAUGGAGUUCGAUGACUCCUUUGUAACGCAAAGAUAUCGCACCGAUGAAGUGUUGGUGACAUGGCGCGACGAUUAGUUAUGCAAAAUUUAACAUUUUCAAAAUAAAGGACGUUUUUCAAGAAAUUUCAAGUAACAAAACAA